GUUGUUGCUCGUCCGUAUUUCGUCCCAGUGAACACGGCAAACUGUUGAGCCCACUUGAGUUCGGCAGCUCUGGUUAAAUCUUCAGACAGAAAACAUUUUUUGCCGGCACAUUUACGGCUGUUUUUGUUGGCUUUCCCACAUUUUUCUGCGAAGGAACCGCACAACCAAACCAACGCAACAAGGAGAACUACGUAAAAAAAAAUUGCUCUUGUCGAGUGCGAACGCGCCCGAAAUUCUCUCAUAUUUUGUUGUUGGUGCAAACACCAAACCCCUGGGUGCAAGCGCUUGAAACUUAAAUGAAAAAUAAACUUUUCAAYGAGACAAACCUUUCCCCUACUUUCUUUUGCUAACUCUUACUUUUUGUUUUCAAACUUCGCGGUACGGGAUUUUAUCUUGUUUACAUUGGAUUUUAAUACGUAACCGGAAAUGCGUAAUUUACCGGAAGCUCAAAUUUGUACUCAUGCGCAGUGCGUUUUACCGCGGUGUUGGUCUCAAUUGGUCUCACGCUCUGAUCUUGGGGAGCCCCCUAGCCUUCGCGCGUGAGCAUGCCAUUCGUUAGUUCUUCAGCUGGGGUUUUGAAAUUAGGCAGAAAUAAACCACAGCAAGAUUUUCUGUUUCUUUUCCCAGAAAAAGGGAAAGUCCAAUCGGUAAAUUUUUGCUGACCUGCUGACUCAGCCACUUUUUAAGUCUGAGCGGAAAUUUCUCUAGCCCCUCCCCCGCAAAAAGUGCAAAAUACCAGACUUCUCAUAUCUCUCAUUCGGCUCUGGAAACGAGUGUCGCCUGGUCAUUCUUUGCGCUGUUCGUUUUCGACGAAACUUUUCAUGUUUUCAUCAGCGUUAUUUCACUUUUCAAUAGGCCUUUUGUUGUAUUUGGCUUUUAAUUGGACGUGCAGAUGGCUAGGAACUCCAAUCGCGGAAAGAAAAUCAAUCAACAGAACACAAACAAAACCAUAUGCAAAUGUCUUGGAAUCCUUGAGGGAGGGCUCCAGCAUCUGGUGCACGGGUCAUAACAAAUCAGCCCGUAUCUGCAAAUUUCGUUAUCUUUGUUACCACCCAGUUCAAGAUGAGUACUUGUUUUUUCAUGGCCCAGAAACAGUACUUGAUGGCGUCCCCGUCAAUCGCUUCGAUCCAGCACUUUUGGACAUGUCUUCAGUUGAAGAUCAUAAUGCUCAGUACUUCAACUAUAUUGACUACCCAGUGAAAGCUUUGGAAAGCUUUUCCAAUAUUUCGAUAUUCGACGACUUUAGCUUUAUAUUUCAUAGAUUUAAUGCAGAAAAUAUUAUGCACAUUAUUCAUGACGAUCUGUUACCUUUGUACCACACGAUGAGGCAGUUCUCACAGUGUAAGUUCCCCAUUGAUCUUGAAUACAGAAUAGUUUUGAUGGAGGGAUGGAAUGAAGGUGCUUACUUUGAUCUUUACAAGUUACUUACUAACAAGGAGUUGCUCCUCAGGAAAGAUCUCCGGAAGGCAAAAAACCUGAUCUGUUUUCAACAUGGAGUUAUUGGCAUAUCAAAGUUUACCACAUGGUAUCAAUAUGGCUUCAGACAGCCACAAGGGCCACUUCCUCAUAUUUCGUUAACUGGUGGAUACAUGCAACAUUUUACAAAGUUUAUCAAAAGUAGGUUGGGGCUAAAACAUGUAUUAUUCCAUAGAUCUGAUUCUUCUUAUAUUGUCCUGUGUUCAAGAGAACAUAAUCGUUUGAUAAUAAAUGAACUAGAUUUGUCAAUGAUGAUUGCCAGACAGUUCAAAAAACAAGUCAUUCGAGUCAGCAUGGCAACACACUCUUUAAAAGAGCAGAUCCAGCUUGUAAGCAAUGCUAGCGCACUGAUUGGAAUGCAUGGCUCCAUGUUGAUCCUGGCAAUGUUUCUUCCACCUGGAGCGAAGCUCAUUGAACUGUUCCCAUUUGGUAUUAACCCAGAUAAUUACACUCCUUAUCGCACUCUGGUGGAAUUACCUGGGAUGAAUGUUGUCUAUGCCUCUUGGAGAAAUGAAAUUGAAGAAAACACUGUUACUUAUCCUCACGAGGCACCAGAUGUUGGAGGAAUUGAUCAUCUUAGUGAAGAGGAGCAAGAGGAGAUCAUGAACGCAAAAGAGGAAAAUAUGUGGCAUUAUCAGAUGUUCCUAACAGUAUUAACUGUUAUUCUUGCUGAGGGUACCUGUCAGAAGUGUGAUAAUAAAAAGCUAACUGUGCAUCUAUAGGAUGGAUAUUAGGUUUCCAUGUGCAUUUUUGUUCAGUAUGUUACAAUAAUUAUUCAUUAUUAGAUAAGUAAUCAUAGUUAGGUUUCCACAAUUAGUAUACAUUGUAUGCUAGCGACCUCUACACGUUAAUAAAGUUGUUAUCUUAUCUUUAUCUUAUCUUAUAAAAAUUUAUGUUUGUUAUCAUAUUAUUAACCCAUUGACUCCUGUGCCGCCCGUAACCAGCCUUGACAAGCCUUGGCCUUUGUUCCACUUCUGACGUCAUAACCUUUAACAAAAUUGGCAUGAUCUAUGCUCAGCUUCUGCAGGAGGAAAAGAUCUUUCCAAUGAUACCCAGAUCAGAGUGAUCACGAAAAUGCUCAAAAAGUUGAGUGAAAAACUCAGAACAAAAUUUCCAGCAACUACAUGUGGCUACUCCAUGGUAAAAAUUGCCUGUCUCAAUGAUGCUUCCUCAGAAAGUUUUGAAUUGGAAGCAAGCCCAGUAGAAGGUCAAUCACUGCACCAAAAAGAAAAGAAAAGGAGAAAAAGGAAAGGCAAAAAAAAAUUUAAAAAAUUGAAAAGCCUAAAGAUGUAGGUCACUUUCUUGUCCAAAAAAACUAUCUCAGAAGUUUGAUUUCUCCGCAUACCCAGGCAAAAAUGUCGUAAAACGGGGUGCUAGUGGAAAGAAAGGCA
Molecule: messenger RNA, 2867 nt
Organism: Orbicella faveolata
Lineage: Eukaryota; Metazoa; Cnidaria; Anthozoa; Scleractinia; Merulinidae
Product: protein O-linked-mannose beta-1,4-N-acetylglucosaminyltransferase 2-like
Biological process (GO): protein O-linked glycosylation via mannose
Cellular component (GO): endoplasmic reticulum
Molecular function (GO): protein O-acetylglucosaminyltransferase activity
Source: RefSeq, a predicted model, not a curated record